GCUUGUCAAUGCAAACACAGCCGGCAAUGCUCAACAUUCAGUUAAAUUGAGUGUUGUUGGUGUCGAUUCGAGCUUAAGCAUUCACAGUCACAUUCAGUAUGGUAAACAUACAACAUUCGCCGAAGACAAUCGGUCUAAAACCGAGUCCAAUUUUUAGGGGAAAAAAUAAAAUUCGGUUUAGACACUGCAAAGUAGUUUUAAAAGACAUUCUGAAAUGCACAGUCAGACUCGAACGGUUGUCAUCCGCCCAAAUUGCAAGAGCAUUGCGCGGUGAAUCUAUUUCCAUACGGAGCAAACCAGUGAUCAGACAACAACAAACACAGCCGGUGUAUGAGCAUGAAGACCAUUGUUAUUCGAAAGCAUCGAUGGUACCGGAACAUUCACGUAUCAAUGAUGUGUUGACAUCGAUCACGUCAAAAUAUAGCUCCUUCGAAUCGUCGAGCGACAGUGAAUCCAAUAUCAGUGACGAUGAUGAUAAUGAUGCUCCGAUUGAUGGUUAUUGUGUUGUCAAAGGCAAAGUAGUGGCUUAUCCAGUCACUCUCGAUUUGGACACUGAUGUUGAAGAGGCAUACAACUCUGUAGUAUGGAACGGUGAAGACACACAAACCGAACAGGAUUCCGGAUUCAACAACGACGAAUACAGCGAAGAUUUUAAGCAGACAAACGGCAUGGAUUUGGAACAUUCACCCGAUUCAUCGUCAAAUUGUGAUGACAGCGAUGAUGACAUGCGAUUUUUGAAUAACAUUGCCGAGCAAUUGGACCAGACGGAGGAUGUUGAAUCGGCAAAUUGUGAUGCAAAUGGCGAGGCGUGGCCGUCGAAUCGCAUUUUCGGUGAAAUUUGUCUGAAAUAUUUGCGUGACGCGUGCUAUGGUACGUAUUGUGAUUUUCCGCACGAAUUGCCGGAGACACAAAUUGUCGAAGGUCGGCUACGGUCCGCAUCACGUCGUGAAAUCGAAGAAGUGCAAAAUGAAAUUCUCUUGCAACACGAAGUUUUAAUGGAGAAAUUCUUUGCGCUGUUCUGCAAGUUUUAUGGUCGUGAAUGGCAGACGCAUCGUGAAUCGUUGCGUCGACUGAUCUCAGUGGUGAGCACACGACCAGCAGCACCGUCCUAUAUGAAGGAGAUUCUCGGCGGUUUUCUCAUCAGUGGCAUGGAGUAUAGUACAUGCAUCGAUCAACUGUUGCUGGAACUCGAUGAUUCGCUGAAUUCAGAGGAACGCUUCGAAAUCGUAUGGGAGCUAAUGAUUGAUCCACAAAAUGAUCGACUCAAUGACCAAAUCGAUGAGUUCAAACAUUUGUUGCUCAGCGAUGCAUUGGUCGCUGCGAGUGCCAUCAAUCGAAUUCUUGAACAUCAAAUCAAUGGUGAUUUGGCGAGUUUACGCGAUGCAACCAACAACAUUGUGAAAGGUACAUCGGUGGCAACAUUUCGUAAGCUGGAUCCAGCGCUGCUGAAGCAGUACAUUCAAAUGUUGCGUUCGUUAAAUUCGACCCACGGAAAAUUCAUCCAAAACAAAGCCAAACAAUUUGGUGUGAUUCUAGACUGCUGAAAUAGGGCCACACAGUCUACACACAGUGAUGAUUAUUCGAAUUUCGGAAACGAUGAACAUGUUCACUCAUCGUAUUUUAGUAAAUAAGAAAGUCGUGUACUUACCAAUAA
This is a messenger RNA of Sitodiplosis mosellana (orange wheat blossom midge), 1654 nucleotides long. RefSeq lists its product as uncharacterized. The transcript is spliced from 4 exons. NCBI's taxonomy places the organism in Eukaryota, Metazoa, Arthropoda, Insecta, Diptera, Cecidomyiidae. The coding region runs from base 99 to 1544 and encodes 481 amino acids. The record is from RefSeq and is a predicted model, not a curated record.